ACCAUUUACAGCUGGAAAAGAAAUAAAUACAAAUGUGGGCAAUUUAAAAAUGAAAAAUUCCUUGGGGGCAUGGAUGGGAAGAUGAGCAUAAACCCUUCCUAGCCCCAACAAAUAUAAAAUAAGAACAAGAAAAAAGAAACAAACUUGAAAGUUGGAGUAGAAACAACCCUGCAAGAGAGAGAGCUUCCAACUUUAACGGCUCUGCUGGUUCUUCCCGUUGAACCUCUGUUAAACCUUGCCUCUCCCCGAAAUGCCCUUAUUAAACCUCCAAAUUCACCGUUCACUCUCUUCCUCCUCCUCGCCCGCCGAUGCCCUCCUCGCGGGCAAAGCCCUAACUUUCCUCAAGCGCCACCCUUACCACUUAAAUUCCCUCACUUCCAAUUUCACUCCUGAAGCAGCUUUCUGUUUACUUCUCAAGUCCCAAAACGAUCAAACCCUAAUCCUGAAAUUCUUAAAAUGGGCUCGACCCCACCCGUUCUUCACCCCUCAGUGCAAAUGCCUCACUCUCCACAUCCUCACCAAAUUCAAGCUCUACAAAUCAGCACAAUCCCUAGCAGAGGACCUCGCCGUUAAUACGUCCGAUGAUGAAAAGGGUAGUUUCGUCUUUCAAUGCCUCAAGGAAACCUACCAUUCGUGUGCUUCAAGCUCCUCUGUUUUUGACUUGGUGGUAAAAUCUUAUGCCCGUUUGAAAUUGAUUGUUAAGGCUCUUAAUAUUGUUAAUUUAGCUAAAUUUAAUGGUUUUAUGCCUGGGGUUUUAUCUUAUAAUGCUAUUUUAGACGCGGUGAUUAGGUGUAAAAAGCCGGUUAGAUUUUCUGAGGAGGUUUUUGCCGAGAUGAUUAGACAUGGGGUAACACCAAAUGUUUUUACUUAUAACAUUUUGAUUAGGGGUUUUUGCACGGCGGGGAAUUUAUAUAUGGGUUUAAGGUUUUUCAGUGAAAUGGAGAGAAAGGGUUGUUUGCCGAAUGUGGUUACUUAUAAUACCUUAAUUGAUGCACAUUGUAAGUUGAAGAAGAUUGAUGGUGCAUUUAAGUUGUUGAGGGCAAUGGGAUUGAAGGGUUUGGAGCCAAAUUUGAUUUCUUAUAAUGUGAUCAUCAAUGGGUUGUGUAGAGAAGGUAGGAUGAAGGAAACAAGUGAGGUACUUCGGGAGAUGAGUUGGAAAGGUUUCUCUCCGGAUGAGAUUACUUAUAAUACACUUGUAAAUGGGUAUUGUAAAGAUGGCAACUUUCAUCAAGCACUGGUUUUGCAUGCAGAGAUGGUGAGGAAUGGCUUGACUCCAAAUGUCAUUACUUAUACUUCAUUGAUUAAUAGUAUGUGCAAGGCUGGGAAUAUGAACAGAGCAAUGGAGUUUUUUGAUCAGAUGCAUGUUAGAGGACUUCGUCCAAAUGAGAGAACUUAUACUACUUUGAUUGAUGGGUUCUCCCAGCAAGGACAUUUAAAUGAAGCUUAUCGGUUACUAGAUGAAAUGGGUAGGAACGGAUUUUCACCUUCGCUAGUUACUUAUAAUACUCUUAUUAAUGGACACUGUAUGGUUGGAAGCGUAGAAGAGUCUUUAAAAUUGAUACAGGAUAUGGUGGGAAAAGGGUUGGCGCCAGAUUUAGUAAGUUAUAGUACAAUUGUUUCUGGAUUUUGUAAAAGCCAGGAUUUGGAGAGGGCAUUCCGAAUGAAGCAGGAGAUGGUUGAGAAAGGAUUUUUACCAGAUGCAAUUACAUAUUCAUCAUUGAUUCAAGGUCUGUGUCAGCAGAGUAGACUUACUGAAGCUUGUGAUCUUUUCCAGGAGAUGCUGAAUGCUGGUGUCACUCCUGAUGAAUUUACAUAUACUACCUUAAUUAAUUCUUAUUGCAAAGAAGGGGAUAUAGAGAAGGCUUUUCUUUUGCAUGAUGAAAUGGUUCAGAAGGGCUUACUUCCUGAUGUUGUUACCUAUAGUGUGCUCAUCAAUGGUCUCAAUAAACAAACUAGGACAAGGGAAGCAAAAAAGCUUUUGCUCAAGUUGUUUUAUGAUGAGUCUGUCCCAAGUGAUGUCAUGUAUAAUACGCUGAUAGAGAACUGUAGGAAUAUUGAAUUUAAAAGUGUUUUAGCUCUUAUGAAGGGAUUCUGUAUGAAUGGUUUGAUGAAAGAGGCUGAACGAGUUUUUGAGUCGAUGCUUCAGAGAAACUAUAAACCUGAUGAAGCCGUAUAUAAUGUUAUUAUACAUGGUCAUUGUAGAGGUGGAAAUAUUCAGAAGGCAUAUGAUCUGUAUAAAGAAAUGGUGAAUUUAGGUUUUGUUCCUCAUACUCUGACUGUUAUUGCUCUGGUUAAAGCGCUAUUCAUGGAUGGUAAGACUGACAAGAUAAGUCAAGUCAUAGCAAACACAAUUAGAAGCUGUAAGCUUAUUGAUGCUGAGCUUGCUAAAGUACUUGUUGAGAUAAACCAUAAAGAAGGGAACAUGGAUGCAGCUUUCAAUGUCCUUACUGAAAUGGCCAAGGAUGGCCUUCUUCCAAACAGUGGCUGAACUGCAUUUGCUGGGGAAGGAUGGGCAGAAUGAAAUAUAAAUCGAUGAGCCCUUGAUAAAUGGUAAUGACCAUGCACGUUAUUCAUACACAGAGGGCAUUAUGUAGGAAGCGGGCUGAAUGGCAUAGCUUUCCUGGUUUCAGUAAUCUUCAAAUACGAAGGAGGCUUGUCAUGUCUGCUACUAAUUGUUAUCAUGAUAAUGCCGAAAGCCCUUGAAGCACACUGUUGGGAUUACAUUUUUUGGGACUUUACAUCUCUGUUACUGCCAGCAACUCAAGAGUGGCACACUAUGUGUGGAUGUCCACGACAACUCUACAAGUUAUUCUUGAAGCUCCUUUGGGAAGAUUGAUUCUGUUUUCACGUUAAUUUGACCAAGGUUAUUAUUAAGUUGACAAAGAAGAGCAGCUUGGAUACGUACAACAAAUGGGAGACUUCGAUUAAUGAUAACUAAUCUCCGCACUCUUUCAGAAGGGUUCCAAAACCGUGAGAUGAAGCCAGGGGUUUCUUGAAGUAACUGCUGAUUUUCUGGCAAAUCCAUUCUUUAAAUGGAAAAAUAUUUGCGGUUCUUCAACAAGGCACGAAGGACACUCUUCCCAUGGAAUCCAGUAUAUCGGUGCUGAACGUUCAAACUUGUUGUCUGCAGUCUGCACUACUCCCUUGGCACUUGUAAUUUGUGAAGUGCUUACACAUUCAUUUAGUCGUUGGAUAGAUUUAUUGAAGCCUUUAUAUUUUGCCUUUUCUUUCUUUAACUUGAAUUCUUCAUAUUUCAUUUUUACCAAAAUAAAUAUCACCUUACAUGAAUGAACAAGAUUUCUUAGUAAAGAAACUGCAAAAAGCAAAGGAGAUGUUUGUUUUGAA
This is a messenger RNA of Theobroma cacao (cacao), 3345 nucleotides long. Its product is annotated as Tetratricopeptide repeat (TPR)-like superfamily protein. Lineage: Eukaryota; Viridiplantae; Streptophyta; Magnoliopsida; Malvales; Malvaceae. Gene Ontology annotation, molecular function: protein binding. The record is from RefSeq and is a predicted model, not a curated record.